Molecule: messenger RNA, 2171 nt
Organism: Betta splendens (Siamese fighting fish)
Lineage: Eukaryota; Metazoa; Chordata; Actinopteri; Anabantiformes; Osphronemidae
Gene: apof
Product: apolipoprotein F
Exons: 2
Coding region: 379-1665 (428 amino acids)
Biological process (GO): cholesterol metabolic process
Source: RefSeq, a predicted model, not a curated record
AUUUUCUCCAAGUAUUUGGGUCAAAAACAAAACGUAGCAGCUGCGAGCGGGAAGGAGAUGAGGGGGGAUGAGAGGACAGCCCAGCAGACAAACAAGUCCGCUCUGGAACACAUGGACUUGCCCCACGUGAAUCAAUAUUCAAGCCCUGAUCCCCGUUGAGCAACGGGGCCAAAGACGAGAGGGGCUCAAAGACAGAUGAGACGGAGGGAGGGGCUGUGGGACGCCGCGUGUAAAGCAGGGGAUUCUCACUGGGAGCAGGGAGAAAGACGACCGCUAUCCCUGCUAGAACCAAGGGGCUCGACAUCCUGAAGCCGCCCUGGUCACACCGCUGGACUCCAGGACUCCGGAUCAAACUAAUAUUAAGGAGCUCAGAGUGGAAUGAUGUCCCACAAAGUGAAGUGGCUCAUUGUGAUCCGGCUCCUGCUGACUGAACAGGUUCUGUGCCGGGCGCCACCUCCGCCGACACCCAGGGGUCCUCAGCUUCCGGGACCUGACGUCCACGAGGAGCUGGAGGAAACAGCCCAACGGCCUCGUCAGUCUGUGGCGCCGGCCCAGGUCCGGCUCAGCCUGGGGUCGUCUGGGGAAAUGCCUGGUUCUGCCUCCGAGGGGAGAAUCCAGUCUGCGGCGCGGAUGAUAACAGUGCUGAAGACAAGGCUCCAGGGGCAGAUUCAAGCCCAUCUCCACAUGCAGGGAAACAUCAGCUGUCAGGAGCUGCUCUCAGCCAGCACCAUGGACGACCCGAUGUCCUUCACGCUGCCCCUGGAGCUGCUGGGCCUCUCUCUGGUACCGGUGCUGGUCGCGGCCGACUGUCCAAAGGAAGCAGAGGUGCUGAUGCUCAGGCUGUAUGACCUGCUGGGAGCGGCCGAUGCGGAGGAGCUCCUGAUGGAGGUGGAACGGCUGAUGGAGAGGAGGACGAGCACGUCGCCGCCUGCCCCCACACCGCAGGCGGCCGCUGGAGCCGGGCGCCGCAUGGAGGCCGUGAUGUUCAACAUCCAGCAGCUGGUGACAGUGGGGGAGGGCACCUCGGAGCAGGGGGGACUCUGCGAGGGCUGGACCCGGGUGAGCGGGGCCGUGCUGGUGGGAGCAACGGUGGAGGGGUCCGCGGGGGGGCUGGAGGCGGCUCUGAGCGGCUGUGAGCGGCUGGGAGCUCUGUGCGCCGGCGUGAGCGGCAGCGGCAGCGGCAGCGGGACGUACCGGGCUCUGGUGAAGAGGGGCAGCCGCGUCCUGCCCUCCGACGGCCCGGGCUCCGAGUGCUGGAUCCGCCGGUGCGGCGCGGACGCGGACGCGCGCGCCCGCGGCCGGCGGCCGAGGCGCAGCCCGCGGCGGCGCUGCGUCAACGAGAGCGAGCGGCGCGUGUACAGCGUGGUGGAGUGGAUCCCCGCCGUCAGCACCCUCUACAACCUGGGCACGGCCGUGUACUACGCGUCCGUCAACUGCUCCCAGACGGCCAAGGAGCGGGCCAUCGUCACGGCCGUGGACCUGGGCACGGACGCGCUCAUGGUGGCCACCGGGGGCGCCGCCGGGGUGGCGGGCUACGCCGUGGGCGCCGGCGUGAAGACCACCGUGAAGGCGAGCGUCAAGUAUCUGCUCGACUCCAUGAGGGACGACGACGACGUCCUGGUCAAUCAGUUCUCGUUAGGCGACGACAGCAUCAUCAUACAGUAGAACCAGGAAUCAGUCAUGUCAGUCACGUGUGAAUGACGCUGGACCAGUGCCGGACAAGGUCAAAUACAGCAGACUACAUGUAAUAUAGAUGGUUUAGAAAACAAGAUUACAGCUUAAAAUGAUUACCUUACAACAAGGAACAAAACUAUUAGAAGAUCUGUCAUAUUAGAAGCACUUAAAGAACUGUCUCAGGAAAUGAAGCCGUGACCCUUCACAUUUCCUCUCCUCUCUCUUCUGCACCUUCUGUCAGUUGAGUAGUGUCACAUUUACACCUCUUAGUGUAAUUACAGGGACAAUAGAAGAGGGAGAAUAGAAAAUUAUAGUUUGUUUUAUAUGUUUAUGUAGCGGUAGUACUGUAAGUGUGUUUUAUAGUAAAUUAACAAAAUAACAUAUAUUAUUUAAUGUGCAUGUUGAUUUUUUCUGUUUAGGUUGGAAUUUAUUUUAGGACAGGAGAGCAGUGUAACCUUUAAUGUGCACCGUGUGCUGAAUAAAGAUACAUGAAGGCA